UGCCAGCGGGACGGUUCUUUGCAGGGCGGGGCUGGGGGAAGAGCGAGGGAACUCAGAGAAGCGUCCAGAGUUGCCAUGGAAACGGGGGCCUGCGGAAGGCUUCCCAGCCACCGGGAGUCCCGUGAAAUUUGCCCGCAGGGACUACUGGUGUUCACCGGAUCUUCGGAACAGGACUCCACCUUGGCCAAGCAGUUCUGGACCGCGGCGUCCCUGUACCCCCCUAACGAGUCGCAGCUGGUGCUGCCCCGAGGUAGCAGUCAGCGCCUGCAGGUAGCCAGGCCCUCCAGGAGCCGUCCGCGGGAGACUAUAAAUGUCACUGCUGAAACCAGAAAGAUUGAGGAAUCUGAGGAGAAAAAAAAGUAUCUCCAAAAGGCCCAGCUCCAGUGCCAGCUUCUCUGGGCCAGGAGAGUCAAGCCGGAGGCUGACAGGAUGAACAGCUUCCUCCUGCGCGCUCCUCCACAGGCUAAAAGGAGAGAUGAGAUUCUCCAACUCCUAAGAAAACAAAGAGAAGAAAGGAUCUCGAAAGAACUGGUUUCCCUUCCUUAUAAGCCAAAGGCCAAAGUACACAAAGCAAAGAAAGUGAUGUCACAGUCAGAUAAGGAAGACCAAGAGGAGGUCAAAGCCUUGGACUAACGUGAUCAACGCAAGGGGCUCCACUGACGCGCCCAUCUCCACUGAGGACCACCGUUCACUGCGCUCUCGGCCCCCCUGCCGCUGGACUAACCCCCACCGGAUGCAGCUCCCACCCACAGUGCCCACAGAGCCGUGGGAGACCCACCAGUCAGAACUGCAUCACAGGGAUAAAUCAAAUUGCAAGGGGAGGGUGGGGAAUAGUCUUUAAAUGGAAGAGCGUCUGCCUCGGUAACAUUCAGGACUCUCGCUAAAAGAAAUGGACAUCAGGUAUCAGUGGACGACUAGUAGUUUUGCCCAUAACAUUAUUUGGAGAAAAAUGUUUGAACAGAGGGAAGUAGUCAGGCCUAGAAAAGGGAAAUUUUGAAAAUUAUAAAUUGGCAGUGUCACAUCAGCACUACGAAGAGUAAAAGGCACCCUGAUAUUGUUAUCUGCCAGAUGGAUAAAUCUCUUUUGUAAAGAUGGAUAGAGCAGACUGUCAAAACCUAACCUUUCAAACCCGAUAACUCCCUUUGUUCUGAUUCCAUGCUCACUGGGAAAUCUCUUGCCCAGAAGCAGAACAUGUGCUCAACAGACUAAUAGAAACAUCAGUUUGGUUGAUAAUAUUUCUCAAUGUAUAAAUAUAUUAGUCUCUUAAUUGGGUUUAGGCUUGUCAAAUUAAGGAUGGGACCCUGGACCAAGAUAA
Molecule: messenger RNA, 1315 nt
Organism: Neogale vison (American mink)
Lineage: Eukaryota; Metazoa; Chordata; Mammalia; Carnivora; Mustelidae
Gene: HOATZ
Product: HOATZ cilia and flagella associated protein
Exons: 7
Coding region: 76-633 (185 amino acids)
Biological process (GO): cilium assembly
Source: RefSeq, a predicted model, not a curated record